UCUUUAUCAUCUAAUAUCUAUAAUCUAUGACAGAAUCUGGAUUCAAGACAACGGACAACGGACGAACGGACUCAAAAUCUAAAUGUUCUAGUGUAUAGUCCUAUAUAGUUCACGGUUUCACAUCAGAAGUGUUAAUAAUUGAUUCAAUCAAAAAAUGGACAAUCCAAUAAUAAUGAACAAAUAUUCCAUUGAAAGGACUUUAGGAAAUGAAAUUAAACCAUAUAACUACGAUGAAUUUGUAAAGAAUUUCAAAAUAAAUAUAAUUAAUCGCUCUGAAAAUGACUUGGAGUUUGAUCUUGUUGGCAUUGAUGUAGCUGUGGCUAAUAGUCUUAGAAGAGUUAUUUUAUCUGAGGUACCUAGUAUGGCAAUUGAAAAGGUACAUAUAUAUCAAAACACAUCUUAUAUACUUGAUGAAAUACUUGCUCAUCGAUUGGGAUUAAUUCCAUUGAAAGCAGAUCCUAGGCAGUUCAAAAUGAAAGAAGAUGACUUUUUUUUUUCAGAAAAUUCUGAACCAAGUGAACACGACAGUCUAGUUUAUGAAAUGAAAAUAAAAUGUACAAAAAAGGAUUUAGAUGCAUUAGCUCACAAACAAUUUAUUAGUUUUCCCGUGUACUCAAAACACAUAAAAUGGUUGCCAUUGGGUAAUCAAAAAGAUAUUUUCACGGAAAAAGAUGUUGGAAUAAUUAGUGAUGAUAUUCUUAUUUCAAAGUUAAGACCCGGACAGGAAAUUGAACUUAAAAUGUUUGCAGUUAAAGGGUUACCUAAAGACCAUGCUAAAUUUCAAAGUGUUUGUACAGCAUGGUAUAGAAUGAUGCCAGAUAUUAAAUUACUUGAUGAAAUAAAAGGAAAUGAUGCACUAUUACUACAAUCAUGCUUUCCUAAGGGUGUCAUUGGAUUAAAGAGCAUUAAAGGCGUCCUUAAUGCAUUUGUAGAAGAUUCUCGAAAAGAUAAUAGUUCCAGGAAUGUAUUUAGAUACAAACAAUUUGAUAAUAAAAUUUUACUUUCUAAAAUUCAGGACCAUUUUAUAUUUACAAUUGAAUCAGUUGGAGCAAUGGAUCCAAGCAUAAUUUUCUUAGAAGCCCUUAAUAUUUUAAUUAGAAAAGUUAAUAGUGCUUCUGAAUCAGCAUUAAAUCAAACUGAAAUCUAAUUUUUUGUUUUUAAUGUUAUUAUUU
Melanaphis sacchari is the source of this 1172-nucleotide messenger RNA. RefSeq names its product DNA-directed RNA polymerases I and III subunit RPAC1 (gene Polr1C). Gene Ontology annotation, biological process: DNA-templated transcription. The record is from RefSeq and is a predicted model, not a curated record. Gene Ontology annotation, cellular component: RNA polymerase III complex; RNA polymerase I complex. Lineage: Eukaryota; Metazoa; Arthropoda; Insecta; Hemiptera; Aphididae. The coding region runs from base 155 to 1147 and encodes 330 amino acids. Gene Ontology annotation, molecular function: protein dimerization activity; DNA binding. The transcript has 10 exons.